AUUUCGGUGACCAACAAAGCGGUUGGCAGCCUGCACAUUCCUCUCAGCACUGGUCAUCGCCACUUCGGAGCUGAACCCGAGAGGGCGUGUUUUAUAUAUUGAACAUUACUGGAGUUCCCCUGUUUGAGCACCGCUGCCCAUUGAAACGUUCUUCGCCGCAACGGGUCAAACUUUGAACCGUACGACGGAAUUUUUACUCGGGGCUUUCUCCGCAAUUGGUUUCUAAAUAAUUUCCGGAAGAUUAUAAAAGGCCACUUCUAUUAACAGCGAGCUGCUUGGUUGGGUGAGCGCAGUUUCCAAGUUAGAAGAGUAGUGAUCACGUCGACUCGGUUCCAGAGACAUGGAUUUUACAUUCGCCGCGUGCGGGAAAUUCCUUCUUAUUUUGAUACUAAGAUUAACAAAUGAAGUGUAUGGAUUUGAGGUUCGGGUGAAUGUGAGUCACAAAGCCGUAGAAUUCGGGGAGUCCCUGGAGGUGACCUGCAGUACAACGUGUAACAACCCAACAAUCAUUCUGGAAUAUAAACCAGGGCUAAAUCCCAACAGAACUGAAGCUGAUAAGUUGAUUACAGACCGAUUUCCGAGUAUCCAGAAAUGGGAUCUGACAGUGCCAUGUACUGUAAUCUGUUCAUCUACAGGAAAGGCAGUGCAGGAAAUGAAACUGGUGGUUCCAGUGUACAAUCGAAACUUAAGCAUUGUUCCACCUCCUGAAGUGCUGGAAGUUAACAAACCAUAUCAGCUGGAGUGCAUUGGCCCGAAGGUCUAUCCAAAGAACAAACUCGUACUCACCUGGCUCAGAGGGAGUGAGGUUGUUCAGCGUAAUUCCACAGAGGAACGAGGUUUCCCAGAAGAUGGUCCACUGAAGAACGUCCUUAAUUUCAAUCCAAGUAUUUCAGACGAUGGACUGGUGUACACCUGCUUGGCAGAGUUGAACUUGGACCCUGACAAGCCCAAAUGGAUCGCAAACGCAUCUGUGACUCUGAAAACUUACUCUUUUCCAGAGGCUCCAAGGAUCCUCAACAGAGACUCUGUAGAAGUAAAUCAGAAGACCACAUUGACGUGUGAGGUCUCAAACAUCUACCCUGCCGAGAAGGUGAGAUUAAGGUGGUUUCAAGAUGGUGAGGAAUGGAAUUCAGUUGCCAGUAGAUCAAAUCCCACCACAGUCCAGACAACAGCUACAUGGACACCACGAGAGACCGGUCUGACUGAACUCAACUGCAUGGCAGAUUUUGAGGACUAUCCAUCAGUUUCAUCAAAGAAUGAUAGCAUUACCAUCGACGUGUACGUUUUCUCCAACCCUGAAAUCCAAAUCCCGAUCACCACUGAGGGAAUUCCAGUGAAUAUUACCUGCAGUGUGUUUAACGUCUCAGGGGAACUUCAACUCAGACUGAUAAAGGGAAGUGAGAUAUUAGUGAACAGGUCAGCCAGUACUGGGCUGACUAUCUACCACACUGUGAAUCCACGAGCAGAGUUGAAUGGACAGCAGUUCACCUGCGAGGCCGAGCUGACACUUCACCAUCACUCCAACACCAUUGUUAAACGGUGGUCAGCCACUCUCGAUGUCCAGUAUUCUCCAAGGGAAGCACAGAUCUCUGGAAAGCAGGACUGGAUUGAAGGGCAAUCCCAGAUUUUAACCUGUCACGCAGAUGCCAACCCAGUUCCGGAGGUGCGCUGGAUCAAAGAUGGAAAAACGAUCAGUAGUGGUGAGACACUGCACAUCCACUCAGUCCAACUGGGAGACAGUGGUCAGUACAUGUGCAGAGUCCGCAAUGAUAUUGGUUCCACCAACUCCUCUCAUCGUGCAGAGAUUUUGUAUAAACCACAAAACACAACUAUAUCAGUAAAUAACAAAACCGUGUCCGGGUUUUCAGUGUUCAUCAGAGUAGAUGAUGAAGUUACAGUCACCUGUCACUCCAGUGGAAACCCCCAAGUAACACUGACGUGGGAAAGACCCGGUCAGGGAGUCGCAGGGGAAACCGACCUUCCUGGGGUUCUUCACAUUUCCCAGGCAACAUCAGAACAUAAAGGAAUUUACAAGUGUAGAGCCAGGAAUAAACUUGGAACAGAUGAGAAGCAAGUGGAAAUCAAGAUGGAAGGUGAUGUUUGGAAGAUGGUGUUGAUCUUGCUACUCAUCCUAACAGUGUUACUCGCGCUGGUCAUCGCCUUCAUCCUAAGAAACAGAGCUCGGAAAACAGGGCAUUAUGAGGUCAAGAAAGCAGCACCCCACAAAAAUCUGGAAAUCCCUUCUGGGAUUGAUCAGGAAUCUUUUCCUUUAACAGAAGUGAAUUCAGACGGAGUUCUAAACAAUAACCACUCACAAACUAAUGUACAUGGUGUUACAUCUAUCAAUUCUGCACAGAUAAAACAAUAAUUCAAUGAGUAUUGUUACUGAGGGAGACUACUGAUUCUAAUACUACAGUCUACCGGCAACAUAUACUGUGCUAAAUGCAAGGACAUUCCCAGGAGUGUUGAAUUCCGGGCUGUUUUGAAUCAAUUCAUCAGAAAGUUGACUUGUAUUUCUACGAACACGGAGUCACCACCUGAACAUGGGCAUCAAGACUAUUUCAGCAGUAAGGCCAUCUGAGUCUGGCAACUUGCCGUCCCACUCAUGGAAAUUACCGUUGGAUCACAGACUUGUUCACGUGUUGCAAUCAUCUACUUCUGUGGUAACUAUCUGCUUAAGUGACACAAAUAUUGUCUUUAUAUUAUGUUACAAGUGGAUAAAAUGUGAGGCAACACCUUUCGCAACAUUCUCAUCCUCUGGUUUAAAUAGUCGAUAUUGGAUUGCUUUCUAUCCCUGUAAUCUCCUCCAGUUACACAACUCCCCGAGGACUUUCUGACUGCCCAUUGCUGAUUCAUCCCUGCACUAGGGGGAGCUGUGCCUGCAGCUGCCUUCAGUGUUAAACUCUGCAGUUCCCUUCCCAGACCACAAGGUGUCUCUCUCUUGCUUUUUAAUCAUCCCCUGGUGUCGAGCGGUGUCCGGUUCUGGGAGCGUUAUAAAUAGAAGUCAGCGGCAUUCUGUCCGAGCGCACUUCGAAAUAAAUUCACAACCGGAGAGAAGAAAUUCCUCCCUAAUUCAGUUCCAAAUGACCAUCCACUCACCCCGAAACUUUGCCUCCAGUUCCACAGUCUUCCAUUUUUAGAAAGAGCAGCCAUCCUGGUCCCAUUCACAUUGAGAAGGGUUCUUCUAACCUCCAGUGGUUAGUGGUACACCACCAGUUUGUCGAGAGGUGCAUUUAUAAUCUACACAAAUUAUCUUCCGUUUGUUCAAAUCAUUCAGAAAAAUAUGGAAAAGAGCUGGUCCGUUUCUCCAUAAAAGCUGGCUGUACACAAUUCUCAGGGCUAACAUUUCUCAUUUCACACAGUCGACAAGCAGGGAGAUACGUUGAGCAACACAGAAAAAUUGUUGGAGGAACACAGCAAAUCUGGCAGCACCUCUGGAAGUGAAUAAACAGUCGACUUUUCAGGUGGAGAACCUUCAUCAGGACUGGAAAGGAAGGGGGAAGACAACAGAAUUAAAUGUUAGGGUGAGGGGAAGGAGGAUAGUUAGAAAAUGAGAGGUGAAACCAGGUGGGAAAGGUAAAGGGCUGGAGAAGGAGGAAUCUGAUAGGAGAGGAGAGUGGUUCAGAGGAGAGAGGGAAUGAGGAGGAGCACCAGGGGGAGGUGACAGGCAGGUAAGAAGUGCUGAAAGGUCAGAGUGGGGAACAGAAGAAGAGGGGAGCGUUGAGGGAAAAUUCUCUUUACCUGAAUGAAAAAUCAUUAUCCAUUAUAAAGAAAUACAAUAAUAAAGAGGGAAUCAAUUUUAUUUGCUGUAUACAAUUAGGAAUUUGCUGUGGUGUGUUGGUGUGACAAAAAACAACACUAUUAAAGACUAAUAUAAAAAUAUAGUUCAAAGUAGAGAUAUGGUGUCAAAUGUGCAUAAAUAUUCGCAUAUAUUUGUCUAGCUUUGUUAAACACUUGACUACCAUUCAUGCUCUGCAUCUAGAACAAGGUCGGAUCUGGGAGGGAGAGUAAUUCCAAUAAUCUUGCAGCCAGAAUAGUUCUGAGAGUCCAUUGAAAUUGUGGUUACUGCCAGAGGAGCUUGUGCUCUGGGACUGGAAUUGGAAUGAGUGCAUUAUCGUCGUAUGUACAGAGAUACAGUGAAAAGCUUGUCUUGGUUACUGUACAUACAGAUCUAUUCAUCACGCAAUGCACUGAGGCAGUACGAGGGAAAACAAUAUCAGAAUGCAGAGUUAGGUGUAACAGUGACAGAGGGUGUAGUGCAGGCAGAAAAUAAGGUACAAGAGCAUAACGAGGCAGGUUGUGAGGUCAAGAGUCUAUUGUACUGAAACAGCAGGGUAGAAGCAGUCCCUGAGCCUGUGCUAUGUGCUUUCAGACUCUUGUAUCUCCUGCCCAUACGGAGAGGGGUGAAGAGAGAAUGUCCGGGGUGGGAGGGGUCUUUGACGAUGCCAGUUGCUUUACUCAGGCAGUGAGACGUGUAGACAGAGUCUCUGAAAGGGAGGCUGGUUUCCAUGAUGUGCUGAGCUGUGUCCACACCCUCUGCAGUUUCUUGUGUUCACGGGCAGAGCAGUUGUCGUACCAAGCCCGAGAGAGGCUGCUUCCCAUGCUGCACCAGUUAAAAAUCGGUCAGAGUCGAUGGGGACAAAUCUUCUUUCUUUAGCCUCCUGGGGAAGUAGAGGCAUUGGUGACAUUUCCUGGCCAUGGGAUCUGUGAGGAUGGACAAGGACAGGCUCACCCACACUGCUGGGAACUUGAAGUUCUUAACAGUCUCAACCACAGGUUACGCAGACAGGUGCGUGUGCACCCCUCCACUGGCCAACCCCCACCCAGCCUUCCUGAAGUCAAUGACCAGCUCUUUGGUGUUGCCUGAACUGCGAAGGGUUGUUGUCUAUCUGACUCCUUCCUGUACACAGACUCAGUUAUUUUUCUAUCGGUCUCCUUCCUGUGAUACGGCCUGCUACGCAACCUGUAAGUCAGAUGUUCCCAACCUUUUUGAUGCCAUGGACCCCUACCAUUAACUGAGGGGUCCAUGAACCCCCAGGUGGGAACCACCGGUAAAAAUGGAGUUAGAGCAGAAUCUGACAGUGUGUGGAAUGCUCUGCACCAGUGUUAUACAGUGACAAACACAUCCCCACCAUUACUGUACCCCAGUGUUACACAAUUACAGACCUGUCCCCACCAGUACUGUACCCCAAAGUUAUAACUACAGACCUGUCUCCACCAUUACUGUACCCCAGUGUGAUAUAUUAACUGUCAGAUGUCCAUUUUAUUCCUGUAACUCUUAAUUAUUUCUGAAUUACUUUUCGUGUUAAAUUCAUCUCAUUUCUGUCUCAGUUUUUGACUCGCCCAGUUCUGUUUCCGAAAUCGAAAUAAUCAGGCUCACCACUUAUCACUGCCUUGAGCUUACUGUUUUUACAUAACUACUUUGUGGACUCAAUCGAACUGCAAACACUUUAUACUGUAUUAUAAACAGUUUCUGUUACAGCAUUACAGGUAUAUCGGUACAUGUUUCACUGUCAUAUCUUUAAGCUUUUGUUGCAGCCGGUGACUGGAUAUUUACUGUGUGUUUCAUUACAUAGACACCCAUAAACCAUGUCUUGUGCAGACAAUAUUUUCAGCACUGCUGUUCAUGUUCCUACCACUCAGCAACAUUGUCGAUAUUGAUAUAAAAGGGCUGUUUCUAGUCAACAUGUUUGUAUAAGUAAAGUUUAAUGAAGUGAAUGUAUAUUUUGAAGAAAAUGUAUUUUGUCGGUGAAGCAUGAUUAAACAUCAAUGUUGGUGAGAAGAAUCUUUUCACACCAUGGUUGGUGUUGGAAGUAACUGAAGCCAUGUCUCACUCGGGUGUGCUUGAUCACACAUCAGGCACAAUGGCCAACACCCAACAGGGUUCUGCAGACGUUUCUCACCAUCUAUUUUUUAUUGUUUUUAUUUAUUGAGACACAGUACAGAACAGGCUCUUCUGGCCCUUCGAGCCACACCACCAGCACCCCACCAAUUUAAUCCUAGCCUCAUCACGGGACAGUUUACAAAGAACAAUUAACCUCAUAACCAGCACCCCACCGAUUUAAU
Mobula hypostoma (lesser devil ray) is the source of this 6066-nucleotide messenger RNA. RefSeq names its product hemicentin-1-like. The record is from RefSeq and is a predicted model, not a curated record. Gene Ontology annotation, cellular component: membrane. The transcript has 8 exons. Gene Ontology annotation, molecular function: integrin binding. Gene Ontology annotation, biological process: cell-cell adhesion. Bases 341 to 2368 code for a protein of 675 amino acids. NCBI's taxonomy places the organism in Eukaryota, Metazoa, Chordata, Chondrichthyes, Myliobatiformes, Myliobatidae.